AUGCAAAUAUCAUACAAUCAUAUUAAAGAUCUUAAAAGUCCAUUCGCUAAUGAAUUAAAUCGCCAAAUUCAUACAAAUAACGCUGCACAUCCGAAUUCUGUCAAAAGAAAACGAUAUUCCAAUACUAAAAUCACUUUAGAUUCAACAAGAUUCGACUUGUGUACAUCUGUGAAUGAAAAUGGCGGAAGCAUCUUCGUUGAAAACAGCCAAAUAAAUUUAAUUUCGUGUAUCUUCUAUAAAUCUUCCUCAAAUUGCGGUGGCGCUGUUUAUGCAAAUGGUGGUGUAGUAACAUUUGAAGACUGUUCAGCCGCUAGAUGCAAUUCCUCAGAUUCCGGUUCGGCAUUUUAUUUCAACAAUACAGUUGUAUCAGUAACAAGAGGAUUUAUAUUAAAAUGCUAUUGCGAAAAAUCAGGUUCCUUGUACUUUCACAACUCACAUAUCACUGUUAAAGAUGUUAAGUUGUAUGAAAACAAAGCAAAAGAUUCUUUACCUGGCAUUGUAGUUAUUAAAUCACAAGGAUUAGUAUUUGGUAUAUAUUUCAAUGAAAAUGUAGCUGAAAAUGAUCAAAAUGGAAGAAAUAUUGUCUUCCAAUCGACAGGUGAAGUAAUUUUCGAAAAGAGUUUCUUCUUUGGAGAAACAGAUAAGUCAAUUACAUAUUCAAAUGAUUGUAAUCUCAGAAUUCACUCUUUAGUAUCAGAAUCUGGAUAUAGAGUCUUAUUUUCUAGUUUUGAAAAGGCUAGAAAUGUUCUGAUAAGUAUAGAUUCAUUCAAAUCUGAUCUUCCUCCUUUUCCAGAACCUCCUUUUGAAUUAGACCAAGAAUUUUUCCAAUGGUCAUUAAUGGAUGCAGGAAUAACUUAUGAGAGGAUCGUUAUUAUCGGAUUUAUCAUGCUUCUUAUCUUCCUUAUUAUUGUUUUUACGAUUCCAAAAACAAUUGCUCAUCCUAUCCAAGAAGUGAUGUGGGAUCGUAUUUAA
This is a messenger RNA of Trichomonas vaginalis G3, 972 nucleotides long. RefSeq names its product pectin lyase-like family. Bases 1 to 972 code for a protein of 323 amino acids. The record is from RefSeq and is a predicted model, not a curated record. The transcript has a single exon. Lineage: Eukaryota; Parabasalia; Trichomonadida; Trichomonadidae.